AUGCCAUUUGCCCAGCUGGUCAUCGGACCUCCCGGAGCUGGGAAAUCCACCUAUUGCAAUGGCAUGCACCAGUUCCUAGGCGCCAUCGGCCGGAAAUGCUCCAUCGUUAAUCUCGACCCCGCCAACGACAAGACCUCAUACCCGUGCGCGCUGGACGUGCGCGAUCUUGUGACUCUGGAAGAAAUCAUGGAUGAAGAUCAUCUUGGACCCAACGGAGCUACUUUAUAUGCUCUCGAAGAGCUUGAGGAGAACUAUUCUUGGUUAGAGGGCGGAUUGAAAGAGCUCGGAGAGGAUUAUGUUAUUUUCGAUUGCCCCGGGCAGGUGGAGCUAUUUACACACCAUUCAUCUCUACGAAACAUCUUUUUCCAGAUCCAAAAACUGGGCUACCGAGUUCGUAUCAGCCCUAAGAUUAAGAAAGAGCACCUCGUUGACCAUCCAUUAAUCCACCUCAUCGACUCCUACACCCUAACCCUCCCCUCAAUGUACAUCUCGGCUCUCCUUCUCUCUCUGCGCGCUAUGCUUCAGCUCGACCUCCCGCACCUCAACGUUCUUACUAAAAUCGACAAUCUAUCCAAUUACAACGACCUCCCUUUCAACUUAGACUUCUACACGGAGGUCCAAGACCUCUCAUAUCUUCUUCCUCACCUUGAAGCCGAAAAUUCCCGUCUCACAAACAGCAAAUUCAGCGCCCUGAAUGAGGCCAUCAUCUCGCUUGUGGAGGAAUUUGGGCUCGUCAGCUUCGAGACGCUGGCCGUCGAGGAUAAAAAGAGCAUGAUGAAUCUACUGCGAGCUAUUGAUCGUGCGUCAGGGUAUGCAUUUGGGCCCGCAGAGGGUGCAAACGACUCCGUCUGGCAGGUUGCCGUUCGAGAAGGAAUGGGUGUUACGGAUGUGAGAGACGUGCAGGAGCGAUGGUUGGAUGCGAAGGAUGAAUAUGAUGAUAUGGAGAGGAAGGAGUUGGAAGAGGAGGCGAGGAUGCGCGAGGAGGCUAACAAGGCUGUCAAUGGGGAUCCGGAUGAAAUGGACGAGGACGAGGAAAUGGCAAAUUGGAAAAAUUCAAUGCCGGAUAGCGGGAUCAAAGUGCGCCGAAAGGAAUGA
This is a messenger RNA of Penicillium longicatenatum, 1095 nucleotides long. Its product is annotated as GTPase GPN2. Bases 1 to 1095 code for a protein of 364 amino acids. Gene Ontology annotation, cellular component: cytoplasm. The record is from RefSeq and is a predicted model, not a curated record. Gene Ontology annotation, molecular function: GTPase activity. Lineage: Eukaryota; Fungi; Ascomycota; Eurotiomycetes; Eurotiales; Aspergillaceae. The transcript is spliced from 3 exons.